Durusdinium trenchii is the source of this 2802-nucleotide messenger RNA. NCBI's taxonomy places the organism in Eukaryota, Dinophyceae, Suessiales, Symbiodiniaceae. The record is from the annotation of a GenBank genome assembly.
CUCCAAAUAUUUUUUCAAUAGCAGACCUAUUGCAACCUGUGCGCUCAUGAUCCAUUCAGAGCAUAUCGAGAACCCCAGGCUUUUCUUUGAGAGGCAUGACCCUUUGCGCGAAGCUCAAGAGCUUCUGCAGGAACUGCGUACUGGAGCAACGGUUCUACGGAGAGAGUGGAAUCCGCCAGCUCCUUCCCAAGAUCCUUUGGAAGGCAUAGUCUAUGAGCAGGAUGUGCCCUACCAGCCGUCGGCGCCCUACCAGCCGUAUCAGCCGUCGGUGCCCUACCAGCCGCAGGUGCCAAGAGGGCCCAGAAGGUUUAGUGCCCUGGACUCACGGGGCCGACCAUGCCGAUCUGGCCCGGUUCGUGCUGCGGCUGGCUUGCAGUUUCGGCAAUUGGCUGAACUUCAGAGCGGAAAGGAGAGAAACUACAGCCGGAAGAACAUCCUCCUGACGGAGCAGCGUGCCCAAGAAAACCGUUGUCCACACAAAGCCACCUGGGCUGGGCAGCUGCCGGAGGAGCUUCGACCUAGGUAUGAUCGCUUCUCUACAUUUCGCCAAGAGCAGGGAGACGGUCGCAGCUUGCCCCACGAACGUGGAGACUUGAGUGCCCGUCGGCAGAGAUAGCAUUGAUCAGCAGACGGAGACAGGUGAGGCUUGCAAUGGUUCCCCAAUGGUGGGAUUGCCUUUUCUUUAGUUCGUCCGGCCCUGAGAUUUGGGAGUACACAGUUGCUCUUUUUGUUCAAACACAACACCUGUGACCGACCUGUAUCGAAGAUCGGCACAAUCUGCCAUCUCAAAGGAGAAUCCAUGCCAGUUUCACCAUGCGAAUCGGGCAGCUCAGGGCAUCACGUGUGGCCGUAGUAAAGGUGAGGUGUUGGAGAGGUCAGGGUGAACGAACAGAUUGGGCCAGGAGGGGCUGUCAUUCAACACAUCUCAAUGCUUCAGGGUGUUGGUUGUCUUGGAGAUGUUGUAGUUUCCGAUGCCUUCAAGAGUCCUUCAAGGCUGAAGCUGAAGCUGUAUUCAGCCUUCCUGAAGUUUGUUGCCGAUUUGUCUCUUUCAUGGACUUGCAUUUGUAGCACAGGGCCAGGGGUAAUAUUAUUGAAUCUGCUUCUCCAUGCCACGGAGGAACCUGCACUGGAUCAAGGACACUCAAGGAAUUGGUUCGAUGUUCAGGCUUGAUCUCUACACUUGCCAUCGGAAGGUUCCACCAAAUUUGGCCAGCCGCACAUCAACUUGCAGUAGCAGGGACAACUCACCUCAAAAGAGAACGCUCUAGGUCAACAAGUGACUCUCUUCUGGCAUUUUCUCGCAUACUUGUUGACAGGUUGCCAUGGCAUGAUUUCCAAAGGCACGUUGAAUUCACGCUGAAUGGUAGACGUGCACUGGACCAAACGCAGCUGUUGUCAUUUGGUAUUGGUUCUGGCUACUUGGAGUAUACCCGCUGUGGUCUUCGUUUGGUCGGAGAGCACGGUGCCGUUCGUGGGCUUACAAGCCCUUCCGGGACGAGCCCAGAGCCCAGCCUUUCUUGAGCCCACUGUUGCUCCAGUGGCAGAGCGGCCUUUUAUCGAGAACUUCAGGCCAUUUGAUAGGUCGAAUCUCACUACAAUCACUACAGUCUCCACCACUUGUUCCAGUGCACUGCCCAGUAAAAGCUCUGUAAGGACGGUCUACAUCAGUUCUGUCUAUGGUUGGCCCACCGCCGGUCUGCUGCCAAGUUGCCCGGUGCCGUGCCACGUCACCCGCGACGCACGCCUCUGGCGCAGCGCCGAUGUCAUUGUGUGGAACCUCCGGUGGUUGACGAGCUCUCCCCAGUUCAUGGGCGCGACUCCUUCGUCGAAGCCUCGCGGGCAGCGUUGGGUGGCCAACUACGACUUCGAGGCACCGGUGCACCAGCCGCAGCGCUUGAUGGCGGAGCUUGGGAGAGGGAUCGAUUGGACCGCUGGCUUUCAGACUGGAAGCGAUUUUGCCAAGCCCCACAUGAAACUGGCUCCACUGCAAGAGCCGGGAAUGGUGGAGAAGAGGAACUUUGCGGAGGGCAAAGAUCAAUUGCUCUUGUGGUUUGUGAGCAAUUGCGGUCCCAAAGACCGCAUCAAUGUCUUCCAGCACCUUGCAUCAUAUCUUCCAGCCUCCAAAGUCCAGAGGUUUGGAAAAUGUGGUGGUGCUUUCAAAGAUCCUUGCGGUAAUCGUUUCAACGUCUCGUGCUUGAAGACAUCCACACGCCGCUUCAAGUUUUAUGCAGCCUUCGAAAACACUCGCUGUGACGGGUAUAUCACUGAAAAGUUCACCCAUGGUUAUCAAUUUGGCAUGGUACCUAUUGCUUGGGGUGGUUUGAGUAGAGCUGACUAUGAGAAGGUGGUACCGGGAAGCUCCUUCAUCCAUGUGGAUGAUUUCAAAGAUUACAAGGCUUUGGCUAACUACCUGCUAAAGCUGGACGCAGACGAUGCUAGCUACAACAAGUACUUUGAAUGGCGAACGCAAUACCGCAUGGUGGACAGGGACGAGAUUUGGGAUAAUGUCACAUGCAACCUUUGCAUGGAAGCUCAGAAGCCUUGGCGCGAGCAAAAGCGAUCCAGAAGUGAUUGGAACAAGGGCUUCUUUGGAAGAUGCAAGACGUGACUAGCAAAAAGACCGGACCAGGAGUUUGUAAGCGGACGGUUUUUUUGGCAGGUGCCUCAUACACGGAAGAACUCACGAUCCUGACAUUGUGCGGUGUUGGUAGAAACAAUAGAGCGAACCUAGGAGCCAUGGCCCCCAACCUCACAGCCAUGGCCCCCACCCUAUUAGCCAUGGCCUCCAACCUAAUAGCAAUG